CAGCGAUUGACGGCAAUGUUUGACAACGAAAAUGACAGUUCGUUCGUUUUCAUUGUGCGUGAAUGUACGUUCGCCGAUACACGUACAUUUUAUCCGACUUUCUAAUUAGAUUUCAUGUGAUUAUGAAGAAGUAGCCUUUCACUUUUGCAGUUUGUCUCAACCAGAUUAUAAAAAUUAAAUAAAUGUGACAUAUUUUACAACCUACCUGUAACACUAAUGCCAUGGCCACAUCGUUAUCCGAAAUGGCAUACAAAAAUUACUGUGUUGUGUUUAUAAUUUUCGCUCUUGCGAUAGUACAAGCAGUUGGUUUCGACACAGAAUUGUAUGAAACACCACCUUGCGACAGCAAUGUCUGCUUUGAGGCGCUCCAUGGCGCUUUAGGAGACUGUUCCUGCAACGUUGAUACAAUAGAUUACUUCAACAAUGUUAAAAUCUUCCCACGCAUCCAAAGUCUUGUAAGUAAAGAUUAUUUCCGUUUUUACAAAGUAAACUUGAAGAAGGAAUGCCCUUUUUGGGCUGACGACAGCAGAUGCGCUAUGAAAUACUGCCACAUAAAAACAUGUUCGAAAGAAAGUGUGCCAGGUUACGCCAAUGGUUAUGAGAACGAUCAUUAUGACGAAUCACCAGCUACUAAGUACUCCAAAGAAGCACAGUCAGAUUGUAGUAGAGAUUCUGACCAUGAUCCUGAUUUGGGGUACCUUAACAUGACCAUCAGUGCAGCUAGCCAAUAUGAAAUAGCCAAAUGGAAAGCAUAUGAUGAUGCCUUAGAAAAUUUCUGUGAAAAUGAUGAUAGGGAUGCAGAAGCUGAUUAUGUUGACCUCUCUUUGAAUCCAGAAAGGUAUACAGGGUACAAAGGUCCUUCAGCUCAUAGGAUCUGGAGGAGUAUAUAUCAAGAAAACUGCUUCCGCCCCAAAUUGAAUCCUUAUGAAUCGUUUCCUUAUGUGUUAAGCACAGAUUUGAGUAACAUGUGUUUAGAGAAAAGAGUAUUUUACAGAGCAGUGUCUGGUAUGCACACCAGUAUUAAUAUUCAUUUGUGCUCUAUAUAUCUGUUAUCAGAGAAGGGGGUGGGAUUUGCAGCUCCACCUGAAGGAGAAUGGGGUCCAAAUCUUGAUGAAUUUCAACGCCGUUUUGAUCCAUCACAGACACUUGGAGAAGGGCCAAAUUGGUUGAAAAAUCUUUACUUUGUAUACUUGUUAGAAAUGAGAGCACUAGCUAAAGCAGGCCCAUAUUUAGAGCGAGAAGAGUAUUACACUGGCAAUCCCAUAGAAGAUGAGGAGACUCGAGGAGCAAUACAGAAUAUGCUUGGUGUGAUAUACAGUUUCCCUGAUCAUUUUAAUGAGUCGUCAAUGUUCAGUGGAGGGAGCCAGGCUGCUACAUUAAAAGUUGAGUUCCGUGAACACUUCCGGAACAUUUCAAGGAUCAUGGACUGUGUUGGGUGCGACAAAUGUAAAUUGUGGGGCAAGCUUCAAACACAGGGGUUGGGUACAGCCCUAAAAAUCCUGUUUUCUGGUAAAUGGGACAGUCCCGAUAGCGAUCCAGAUCAGAGCAUUCUUCCGUUGAGGCACAGAGUGCAACGCCUACAGAGAACUGAAAUUGUAGCACUGUUUAAUGCCUUCGCAAGACUGUCAAAUAGUAUAAGGGAGUUGGAGAAUUUCAGGAUUCUACUUAGGUCUCAAGAACAUGAAGAAGAUAAGGCAGCGUUCCUGAUGUGUACUGUGAAAGUGACGUGACGUGAACGAAGGAUGUCACUUAGGUAAUUGUAUUUGUUAAUUGUUCGUUUUUCUCACAAAUCACGAACUCUUUUCGUAAGUUAAUGUACUUACCAUAAUGUUUAUGAACUCUAGUCCUUUACUCGUAUACUGAGAUAUUCGGAAAAGAAGUUUUUAGUUUCUCUAACUUCGAGGUAUCAUAGAGGCCCUUAUAUUUUCUACAUUUAUUUAAUAAAAAAAAAAUACAAAAAAAAAAUAACGCAGUUCAGGCUUCAGACAGGAUUCGAAACAACAUUUUCUGCUAUUAGAUAAUAAUAAAUAUUCUUUGGAUUUAAAAAUCUAGCAGUUAAAUCAUAGAAAGAAAAAUAUAAUAAACAUUUAUAAAUUUGUUAUAGCAAAAGAUAACGUUAAACUGUAUACAUUUAUAUGGCCUCGACCAUUUUUAAAUAAACAGCUUUCAAUUUAUUCUUUGAUUUACUAAAUAUGGUCCCUGAGUAUAUAUUUAUUCCUGAUGUUAUGAAUUUAUAAAAUGAGUAUUUAUUAUCCGAUUUAUCGAUAAGUCGAUAAUCUGAUAAUUUGAAAUGUUAAAUCGAAAAGCUAUCACGAUUUACCUACUUAGUAAAAAGACAAGAAUCAAACAUGAUAAAUGCACUUUUUAUAAAAAUAAACAACAAUUACGUAUCUAGGUGCUGAUUUGACUAAUAGCGUAUUACAUUUGGUGUUUUCGUUAGCCCGUAUUCGGGUGCACGAAAGAAAUCUCGAAUUACGGGCUGGAAGCUUAGAUUAAAACAAAAAGGGUA
This is a messenger RNA of Chilo suppressalis (striped riceborer), 2509 nucleotides long. Lineage: Eukaryota; Metazoa; Arthropoda; Insecta; Lepidoptera; Crambidae. The record is from the annotation of a GenBank genome assembly.